UAACCAUCGCACGCUUAAGUCGCGAUUUAGUUGGUGCUGAGAAGAAAAUAUCAUUUUUUUUCCAACUCCUGCUUCAAGGAGCACAUAUAUAUAUCUAUUUUUUUUUUUUAUGUAAAUCUAGUUGUAAAUCAAAGAUACAAAAUGAAAUUAUUUUUAUGUGCCAUUGCUGUGAUGCUUUGUGUGGCGGCGACAAUCGCCGCUGUCGACUUUGACUGCCCCAAACCCAAUGGCCAAUUCGCCGAUGAAGAGCAAUGCGACAAAUAUUAUGAGUGCUCGGACGGUGUGCCCAAGGCAAAACUCUGCCCCGAUGGCCUUGUCUUCGAUCCACUGAAUCGCAAGAUCAACAAAUGCGAUCAGCCCUUCAAUGUGGACUGCGAGGAUCGCACGCUCUUGCAGGAGCCCAAGUCCACUAAGUAUUGUCCGCGCAAAAAUGGUUUCUUUGCCCAUCCGGAGCCGCAUAUUUGCAACAUCUUUUACAAUUGCAUUGAGGGCGAUGCUUUGGAAAUGAAGUGUACCGUUGGCCUGCACUUCGACGAGUAUUCCGGCACCUGCGUGUGGCCGGAUACGGCCAAGCGUGAGGGUUGCGCCGAUCCAGAGAAAAAAACUGAGAGCGGCUUCUCGUGCCCCAAGGAUCAGCCCAAAAUGGAUGCGCGCGGCCAGGUUGUCAGCCAUCCGAAAUAUCCCCAUCCCACCGAUUGCCAAAAGUUCUAUGUCUGCCUGAACGGCGAGGAUCCCAGAGACUUGGGCUGCCAGCUGGGCGAGGUCUACAACGACGUGACUGAGAUGUGCGAUGCGCCCGAAAAUGUGCCCGGCUGCGAGGACUGGUACAAGGAUACCAGCGACGAUGAUGACGGCACCAACAAGAAGCCCUCGUCCAGGAGCUGAGCUUCAUCCCAUCCGCUGAUAUCAUAAAAAAAAUACAAGAAAACACAACAACAACAAACAAAAUAUCAUAUACGCCCAUUCUUGCGCGCGUCUAAGGCACACACACACACACACACACACAUAUUAAGUUAGACUUGGACGGACUGACAGGACGGCGGAAGGACGCGCGUGUUAGUCAGUUAAACUAAAAGUCGUUGCUAGCCUCCUUGUGAAGCGUUAUUUUCAACUAGUUACUUUUGACUCGCUACUCGUUACUCUUGACUAGGUACUCGUUACUCUUAUCUAGCUUACUCUCUCGACUCGCUAUUUGUGACUUUUGACAGGUUACUCGUUACUCUCUUUACCUUACUCGUUACAUUCGAUAAGCUACUCGUUACUUUCGACUCCCUACUUGACUUUUAACUCGCUAUCUGUUCUUAUUUUCCCUACGCACACUUUCUUUCUCGUUUUCUCUUUCAUUUACUGUAUUUCCUCUUUCUAUACUCUUUAACUGAUCUAUCGUUGUGUAUAUAUUUCCUCUUUGUUUAAACACAAAAAGAAAAAAAGAAUUACAAAAAACAAGAAUAAUAAAAAAUAAUAAACUUUUUCUAUACACUAUCUGCACUUUUUUACAUUCUUUUCUACAACCUUUUUUUCUAUAUUCUCAACUAUCGUAUAUUUUUAUCAAAUACACACUAUAAUUAUUUCUUUCUUAGCUUUCAGCUGCUUAAUUUCGGAUUUCAUUUCACUAAUGUUUUAUUUCUAGUUACUCUAUUUUCAUCUUUGAUCUUGAAUCCUUCAUCUCAUUAAUUCCGUCAUUGAUCUUCAAUUAUUUCUUGGUCUUUGAUCUUUGCUCUUUCAUCUUUGAUUUUUCCUUCAUCUGAGGCUGAACUUUCUAUAUACAUUUUCUAAUAUUUCACUUUCUAUCUUUCACGAUCUUCCUUUCUUCAUAACCUAUACUUACAUUUCUUUAUUCUACUAAGCGUAUCCUUACUAAAAGAUCAAGAUCCUGAGUUUAUUUGCAUAUAAGCUUCUUGAAGUCUUCCUGAAUAUUCAUGAUAUAAUUAUAUAUAAUAUUAUUUAAAAUUAUUUAUAUAUAAAAAUCUUCUGCAUUUUCUCUUUAUGCGAUCUAUUUUUAACUAUUCACUUAUUUUUCCUCUUUUUCUCUCUCUCUCUCUCACUGCCGCUCUCUCUAUUAUUUCUAUUUCCUUGUCUCGAUCUAUUGCUACUCACUUUGACAUCUGUCUUCUUUCUCAAUGUUUCUCUAUAUGUACUUAUUUUUCUGAAAAAGAGAGAGAUUUUCUCUAAUUUCUCCCUGUCUCUCUCUCUCUCCUUUUAUU
Drosophila mojavensis is the source of this 2204-nucleotide messenger RNA. RefSeq names its product protein obstructor-E. Lineage: Eukaryota; Metazoa; Arthropoda; Insecta; Diptera; Drosophilidae. The transcript has 4 exons. Gene Ontology annotation, molecular function: chitin binding. Gene Ontology annotation, cellular component: extracellular region. The record is from RefSeq and is a predicted model, not a curated record. The coding region runs from base 142 to 885 and encodes 247 amino acids.